CGUCUUCUCAGGAGUCCGUGCCAGCCAGAGCGUUUCUAGUGUUUGGGGACUCCCUGGUUGACAGUGGGAAUAAUAACUACUUAAUGACGACGGCACGUGCGGAUUCGCCGCCCAACGGCAUAGACUAUCCCCACCAGCAACCCACGGGCCGCUUCUCCAAUGGCCUCAACUUCCCUGACCUCAUUGCGGAGGCGCUUGGGUUGGAGUCACCGCUUCCGUUCUUAAAUCCGGAUCUUAAGGGAAAGAAACUACUGGCUGGCGCCAACUUUGCCUCUGCUGGGAUCGGAGUCCUCAAUGACACCGGCUUUCAGGUUACGGUGUUGAAGAUGUACGAGCAACUGGGGAUGUUCCUGGAGUACAAGCACCGGCUGGCGGCGCUGAUGGGCCCGGCCAAGGCCCAAGAGGUGGUGAGCAACGCCGUGAUCCUCAUAACCUGCGGCGGGAACGACUUCGUGAACAACUACUUCCUUACCCCGGUGGCUCCCCGGCGGGAGCAGUACACCCUCCCGGAUUUCUGCGGCUACGUGAUGUCGGAGUACAAGAAGCACCUCCUGGCGCUCUACGGGCUGGGCGCCAGGAGGAUCGUGGUGACGGGAACGGGCCCGCUGGGCUGCAUACCGGCCGAGCUCGCCUUCUACGGGAGCAUGAACGGCGAGUGCGCCGACGAGCCCCAGGAGGCGGCCAAGAUGUUCAACCCCAAGCUGUUCGACCUGGUGGACGAGCUCAACAGGGAUAUCGGCGAGGACGUCUUCAUCUCCGCCAACGCCUUCUCCUUGAAGAUGGACAUGAUCGAAAAGCCGGAGCAAUACGGUUUUAAGACGUCGAAGGUAGCUUGCUGCGGGCAGGGGAUGUACAACGGGCUGGGGAUGUGCACAGAGAUGUCGAACCUGUGCAGCAAUAGGGACGAGUACGUUUUCUGGGACCCGUACCACCCCACGGAGAAGGCGCUGCGGAUCAUGGUGAAGAAGCUGAUGGAUGCUUCGACAGACCACAUCCGACCCAUGAACCUGAGCACCAUGAUGGCUGUUGAUGCUGUUGCAGCUGCUGAUAGAGCCAUUUAUUAAUUAAUUAAUUAUCAACUGGUCGCUAUAGCUGGUUAAGGACAUUAAUUAUGUUGGUAUUGCAUGAAUUGCUUUCCUGCUUUUGGUAACUGACGUGGACCUUGAGCUCCAGUUUGGUUAUGUGGUGGUGUUGUUAUGAAGAAGGAGAAGACUAUAAUCCAGUCUAAUUAUAUAUGUUUUUGACAUUGG
This is a messenger RNA of Linum tenue, 1250 nucleotides long. Lineage: Eukaryota; Viridiplantae; Streptophyta; Magnoliopsida; Malpighiales; Linaceae. The record is from the annotation of a GenBank genome assembly.